AUGAACCUAAAAUCUACCCUUUUGUUUGCUCCCGUAGUGCUGGGCGGUUUUCUGGAAACUGCAGAGGCAGUUAUUGCUGUCCAGGACCAUGCCAUGUUCGAGGGCUCGUUUAUGGACGCCGUUUAUGGCCCGUUAGUGAACACUCCAGAGGUUUUGGAGACAAAACGCGAGAUGGUUCGUGAAGGCCAAUUAUCACUGCCUGUUGAGGAGGAUGAAAUUGAGCGUUGGGGAGCCCAUCAUUCCAGCUUCUACAAGGCAUCAUCCAAGGCCCUGACUGGACAGAGCGUGAAGUUUCCAGCAGACGAUGAUACCAGCGAUUUGAACCACAUGUCCCUGAUUGGAGGACUGGUUACAUACGGACAUUUUCCCGCUGUGGACUGUUUUAAUCCGGAAAACUACGAAUCCUUGAAGUUUGACAUUGCGUUUCUGGGGGCCCCAUUUGACACUGGAACAUCCUACAGACCAGGUGCAAGAUUUGGACCUAACGGACUCCGUCAGGCUUCUAGAAGAUCUGGUUCUGGUUUGACUCCAGUUAGAGGCUCCAGUAAGCGUUCCAAACUCCGCCGUACCGAUCCAUGGAGUUCUGGAUUACAGAUAGUUGAUUGUGGAGACGUCCCUAUGACCCCGUUCGACAACAGAGUCGCAUUGAAUCAGCUGUACCGUGGCCAAAGGGCUCUUCACUCACAUUCUGCUUCCAAUUCUACUCACCACACAAAGCCUAGAGUGGUAUCGCUUGGUGGCGAUCACACUAUUACUCUGAUGGCUUUGCGUUCAGCAUACGAGACGUACGGUCCGCUGAGUGUCGUUCACUUUGACUCGCACAUCGAUACGUGGGAUCCGAAAGUUUUAGGAGGGGCGGUAUCUCAUUAUGCUGGUGUUAAUCACGGAACAUUCCUCCAUUACGCUGCUGAGGCUGGUUACGUAAACAAAUCCUCAAGCAUGCACGCGGGAAUUAGAGCGCCUUACAUUGCAGAAACGGACCCUCAGCAUGACGAGGAUUGUGGUUUCACAAUGAUCACUGCUCGGGACAUGGACUAUCUUGGACCUCUUGGAAUUGCUGCUCGCAUUAAAGAACGUGUUGGAACCAACCCGGUCUAUAUAACGCUAGAUAUAGACGUGUUAGACCCGGCGUAUGCUCCAGGAACUGGAACUGCCGAGGUUGGUGGAUGGACUACUCGUGAAUUGGUAACGGUCCUGGAUGCUCUGGAGGGUAUUCACCUGGUGGGUGCUGAUGUGGUUGAGGUAUCACCUCCAUUCGAUACCAACACAGAGUUGACAUCGCUGGCUGCGGUUCAAAUGAUCGACUCAUUUCUGUCAUUGAUGGUUGUUUCGGAUUAA
Kuraishia capsulata CBS 1993 is the source of this 1338-nucleotide messenger RNA. RefSeq lists its product as uncharacterized. Bases 1 to 1338 code for a protein of 445 amino acids. NCBI's taxonomy places the organism in Eukaryota, Fungi, Ascomycota, Pichiomycetes, Pichiales, Pichiaceae. The record is from RefSeq and is a predicted model, not a curated record. Gene Ontology annotation, molecular function: metal ion binding; agmatinase activity. The transcript has a single exon.